Messenger RNA from Rangifer tarandus platyrhynchus (Svalbard reindeer), 549 nucleotides. The record is from the annotation of a GenBank genome assembly. Lineage: Eukaryota; Metazoa; Chordata; Mammalia; Artiodactyla; Cervidae.
AUGCCCUCUCAACCAGGAGUCACAGCUGGGGCAUCGUCGUCCCUUCCUAAUCCGAAACCCAGGGGGCUGCUUGGACCCCAGACGGAAACCCACAGGCAGGCAGGGACUCCUCCCCCCCAACAUCCUCGCUUAGGGAAACUGAGGCUGAGUGGCUUAGGUUUCAAGUCCGUGGGGGAGCUCGCGCUUCAAGGCCAGGUUCGGUGCCGGAAGGCCACCUGCAUCGUUCCCCUUGCCGGCGCUCCUCCAAAGGGCUUACCCGCCGCCUGCCGCAACCCGAAGUGCCCGCAGAGGGUCUCACCACUGCGCUCAGGCGGCCGCCAUGGCGGGGCGGCCUGCGCAGGCGCGGCCCCACCCUCGGCGCGUACGAUUUCCUUGCGUCGCUUCGUGGCCACGCCCACCUGCCGAAUCGUGCUUGGGCGCCAGGGUUGCUGUCAGGGGCAGCCCGGAAGAAGCUCGUUUCUCGCCUGCAGAGGUUUGCUCUCACCUGCCCGGGUUUGGCGAGAUGGUGGCUGGCCUGGGUUGGAUGCGAGUGAGGGAGCCGCGACAUAA